This is a messenger RNA of Trichechus manatus latirostris (Florida manatee), 3008 nucleotides long. RefSeq names its product NOP14 nucleolar protein (gene NOP14). Gene Ontology annotation, cellular component: small-subunit processome; nucleolus; Noc4p-Nop14p complex. Gene Ontology annotation, biological process: maturation of SSU-rRNA. The record is from RefSeq and is a predicted model, not a curated record. The transcript is spliced from 18 exons. Bases 166 to 2730 code for a protein of 854 amino acids. NCBI's taxonomy places the organism in Eukaryota, Metazoa, Chordata, Mammalia, Sirenia, Trichechidae.
CUGGCGCAGUUGAUGGGAAAAGAGACUGGGAGCUUGUAUCCUGCGCCAGCACGUGUUUAGUCAGAUAGCCUUGCUCCAGCGUGGCGCCUCUCCUCACAGUCUAGUUCGCCUCCUUGCCCGGGUCCGAGGCCUGUGAGGUGUCGAUCGCCUAGGGGUACGUGCGCCAUGGGAAAGGCCAAGUCGGCCGGGGCCCGAAGGAAGCCCCCCGGGGCCCAGGCUGGGGCGCGGGGAGUCAAGGCGAAGCCCAACCCCAACCCUUUCGAAGUGAAAGUUAACAGGCAGAAGUUCCAGAUCCUGGGCAGGAAGACGCGCCACGACGUGGGGCUGCCCGGCGUGUCCCGCGCGCGGGCCAUCAAGAAGCGUACCCAGACUUUACUAAAGGAAUAUAAAGAAAGGGAUAAGUCCAACGUAUUCAGAGACAAGCGCUUUGGGGAAUACAAUAGCAGCUUGACCCCAGAGGAGAAGAUGACCAAGAGGUUUGCCCUGGAACAGCAGCGACACCACGAGAAAAAAAGCAUCUACAACCUAAACGAAGAUGAAGAAUUAACGCAUUACGGCCAGUCUUUGGCAGAUAUUGAAAAGCUUAAUGACGUUGUGGAUAGCGACAGUGAUACUGAGGAACGAGGAACGCUGUCUGCCGAGCUGACUGCUGCCCAUUUUGGAGGGGGCGGUGGGCUCCUUAACAAGACUGCUUCACAGCAAAGCGAGGAGGGGGACAAAGCAAAGUCACGCAAAGAACUGAUCGAGGAGCUCAUUGCAAGGUCGAAGCAAGAGAAGAGGGAGAGGCAGGCUCAACGGGAAAACGCCCUGGAGCUCACGGAGAAGCUAGACCAGGACUGGAAAGAAAUCCAGACGCUCUUGUCACAUAAAACACCCAAGUCGGAGAACAAAGAGAAGAAGGAGAAACCCAAGCCUGACCCAUAUGAUGUGAUGGUUCGUGAGCUUGGCUUUGAGAUGAAGGCUCAGCCCUCGAACAGAAUGAAAACAGAGGAGGAGCUGGCCAGGGAGGAGCAAGAGCGGCUCACCAAGCUGGAGGCUGAAAGGCUUCGAAGGAUGUUUGGAAAAGACGAGGACGAGACUAUGAAGAAACCCAAACACGUGUCAGCAGAUGACCUGAGUGACGGCUUCAUCCUGGAUAAAGACGACAGGCGUUUGCUGUCUUACAAGGAUGGGAAGAUGAACAUAGAGGAGGAUGUCCAGGAAGAGGGAAGCAGGGAAGCCGGUGGCAGUGAGAGUGAGGGGGAGGAAGAUCCCAGCGGGGAGGACACAGAGCAGAGCGACAGCCCCGAUGGCCACUCAGACCUGGACUCCAACGCAGAGAGCGAGGAAGACGGCGAGAGCCCAGAGAAGGGGCAGCUUCCGGCUCCCAGGGAGAGGUGCUCACAUGGUGACCAGAAGGCCCGAGUUGACAGAGCCGAGCUGCCCUACACGUUCGCAGCUCCGGAGUCCUACGAGGAACUGAAAUCGUUGUUAUCUGGAAGGUCGGUGAAGGAGCAGCUGCUGGUGGUGGAGAGGAUUCAGAAAUGCAACCACCCCAGCCUGGCAGCAGGAAACAAAGCCAAGUUAGAAAGGCUGUUCGGCUUCCUUUUGGAAUACGUCGGGGAUUUGGCCGCACGCGACCCUCCAGACCUCAGGGUGAUCGACAAGUUGGUUGUGCAGCUGUAUAACCUCUGCCAGCUGUUCCCGGAAGCCGCAAGCGAUGCCAUGAGGUUUGUUUUCCGCGACGCCAUGCAUGAGAUGGAGGAGAUGUUGGAAACCAAGGGCCGCGCCGCCUUCCCGGGCCUGGACGUGCUCAUUUAUUUGAAGAUUGCGGGGCUGCUGUUCCCCACCUCUGACUUCUGGCACCCAGUGGUGACCCCUGCACUGGUGUGCAUGAGCCAGCUGCUCACGAAGUGCCCCGUGCUCUCCCUCCAGGAUGUGGUGAAGGGGCUCUUCGUGUGCUGCCUGUUCCUGGAGUACGUGUCUCUGUCCCAGAGGUUCGUGCCCGAGCUCAUCAACUUCCUCCUCGGGAUCCUUCACAUCGCGGCUCCAAACAAGCCUGCUCUGGGUUACACUCUGGUGCACCCGUUCAGAGCACUUGGGAAGAACUCGGAACUGCUCUUGGUUUCCAACAGAGAGGACGCGGCCACUUGGCAGAGGAAGAGCCUCCCCCUGCACUGGGCCAGCGGACUGAAAACCCUGACCACCACGGAGACAAACCAUGCCAGGCUGUCCUGCCUGGCCGUGUGUCUGGCCCUGGUGAAGCGCUGCAUGCUGCUGUACGGCGCCCUGCCAGCCUUCCAGGACAUCGUGCAGCCCCUGCGAGCUGUGCUGACGGAGCACCUGGCCCACCGCGGCCACCCCCAGGACCUCCAGGAGCUGUGUCAGAGUGCCCUGGCAGAGGCGGAGAACCAGAAGCCGCACUGCCGGCCCCUGGUCUGUGAGAAGAGCAGGCCGGUCCCCCUGAAACUGUUCACUCCCAGGCUGGUCAAAGUCCUCGAGUUUGGCCGGAAGCAGGGCAGCACCCGGGAGGAGCAGGAGCGGAGGCGGCUGAUUCACAAGCACAGGCGCGAGUUCAAGGGAGCCGUGCGUGAGAUCCGCAAGGACAACCAGUUCCUGGCCCGGAUGCAGCUCUCAGAGACCAUGGAACGGGACGCGGAAAGAAAGCGAAAAGUGAAGCAGCUCCUCAACAGCCUGGCGACGCAGGAGGGCGAGUGGAAGGCUCUGAAGAAGAAAAAGUUUAAGAAGUGAAUGAAGGUGUGGUGUUCGCAGGGUGAGCGGCCUGCACUCAGUGCCUGCUGGGGCCAGCCGUCUGGCCUGGCGGUGUGCAGGGUCGAGGUCACUUCUGGAGCUGUGGAUGCUGCUCUGCUGUGGACGCUGCCCGACCGUGGACCCAGCUCCACAACAACUGUCUGUUAGUAAACUAGAAACAGCUUUGAUUCCUGGUGUUCAGGGAUCCUGAAGGGCUUUUGGAGCUACGCACCCUGCUCCGUGCUGCCCUGUGACAGCCAUCUGUUAAUAAACUAGAA